AUGAACAACCCCAACAUGCAGCAGAACGGCAUGCAACAGGGCCGGGCCUCUGCGGGCCUACACCACUUCAUCCAGCACUAUCGCCUCCAGCAGCAACAGGGCAAGAUUCCAAACGGAUGGCAACAGACAACCCAACCAGAAGAGCGCGGCCAACUUGCGCUGCAGUUCUUCACCUCGUACCGCCUACUGAAGCCAGAGCUCUCCGAGGUCGAGGUGAUGCGUUCUGCCCUCCAAUACGAGACGCAGACGUUCAUGUCGGCCGCCUCAAAAGAACAAUACGUCAACAGCAUUAAGCAGAAACUCAUGAUGAUGACAAACGCACGUCAGCAGCGCCUACAGGGCGGCGUUCCCAACCCGAUGAACAACCCGAUGAACGGAAUGAACCCUGCCCAAAUGCACAUGAUGCAAAUGAACCAGCAGGGCCCUAGGCAAGGCACUCCACAGCAGUUCAACGGCGCGUUUCCCAACGCCCAGCUCCAGCGCCCCAUGCAAGUCUCGCCUGUCCCCAUGGCUCAAGGGGGCUCUUCCAUGGGCGUCAACGGCGCCAACCCCGCCAACAUGAACCAAGGCCAAAACACCCAACAACCAAAUAUGCAGCCCAAUCAAAACCAACAGAACCGCCAGGAGCAGUUGAUCAUCAAUCAAUUUGCCAAGAAGAUUAUGGAAUCCUGCAAGGAAGAGAUCAGGGUCAAGUUUGAAGCCGACAUCCGCGCCUGGCCCGAGGAUAAGAAGCAGCAGUUGCUCGCUCAGGGCAUCAAUCCUCUGUUUCUCCGAUUCCGACAACACGCCGAAAUGCUCUAUCGACGAGGCGCCCUCAACCAGCAGGUUCCUGGCCAGAAUGCCGGAGCGAUGCAAGGCGCUGCCCAGCCAAACCGGAUCCAAGGCCAGCAGAUGACUAUGAACCAGCGCCAGCCCAACCAGGAGUUUGACUUUACUGAGAUUGCAAACCGCCAGAUGGAGGCCAUGCGCAGUCAGGACCAAGGCAACACUGUCGUUCCCGCAAGCAACAACCCUAACAACGCCGGCCAGAUGGGCGGUUUCCAGGCUCAAAACUCCCAGCCGGGCCAACCCCAGAAUGUCAUGGCACAGCGUCAGGCCGAAGCCUUUCAUCGCCAGGCACAAGUCCAACAAGCACAAGCGCAUGCUCAGGCUCAGGUCCAGCAAGCACAACAAGCGCGUCUGGAGCAACAACGCCAGCAACAGGCCAUUCAGACACGUAACCAGCAGAACCAGCUACUUCAAGGUCAGAUUGGCGGCUUGAACCUGCCCCAGGGUUCGCAACAAGCGAGUCCUGCCAUGCCCAUGCUCAAUCGACCAAUGCCUCCCCCAGGGCAACCGGGCCCUCCAGGAACUCCACAGCAACAGCGCCAGCCCCAGGCUCACGUUCCGAUCAUGACUCCUCAGCCCGGCCAGGGCGACGCCAACCUGUCAGAACUCAUGCGUCAGGCGCAGCAAAGAGCCGUUGCUGUCCAACAUGCGAACCAGCCAUCGCUAUCCGAGCAAAACCGCUUGAGUAUGAUGCCAGCCGAUUUGGAUCCCAAUGCCAGGCAACAGCUCCUCAAGGUACCGGAGCACCAAUUCAGGAUGAUUCUCCAGAACUAUAUGCUCAGCCGUCGCGGCAAUAUGCAAAACGGUGCUUUCCCGCCCGGUCAACCAAACGCUGGCCAGCCAAACAUGCCCUUUAAUCAGCAGCAGCAAAUACCGCCGGGCAUGCCUGGCCAAAUGAUUGGUGGCCCUAACAUGCAAAACAUGGCGGGCCGGCCUGGUAUGAACCUCGCGCAGCAACAGCCCGGUGCUGGACCACAGCCCCCAAUGGGCGCUCAGCGUGGACCGAUGGUGAAUCAGCAACAACGCCUUCAAGCAGCUUCUAAUCUUCUCCGAGCCAACCCUGGAAUCAUUCACGCCACCGAUACCAAGCCCUUCCCUCCAAACGUCCUCAACGCCCAAAUCCGACAGAGUCUUCCCCAGGAGGUCAGGACUUGGCAGCAACUCAAGCUCUGGGCAAGUCAAAAUCCCAACCUGGUUCCGGGUGUUGACAACCAGAAAUUGCUCAUGCUUCAAGUCCUACACUUCCAAGACAUGGUGAGACAGUCCGGUGCACCUGGAGUCCAACCUCCACUACAAGGAGGCCAGGGACUCGCUCCACAGGCGCCAGCAAACCCUAACCAAGGUCCUAUGAGGAUGCCUCAGCAACAGAACAUGCAGAACAUGGCUGCCCUUCAGGUCUCGCCACAGGAACUGCAAAACUUCCGCGCGCGAAUGGCCGGUCAGCCUCAAGCCAACAUGUCGGAUGAACAACUACGGAACUUUAUGAUAUCGGUCAAGGUGAAGAGCUUCCAGCAGCAGAGACAGCAACAGCAGGCACAGUCGGCUUUGAUCAACCAACAAGCCCAGCGUAACCAAGGACAGCAGGUUCCCAUGCCGGUCCAGCAGCAGCAGCAGCCCAGCCGUACACCCACAGCGCCGCCCCCUACACAACCUACACCUCAGCCCAAGCCCGCGGCCAGGCCACCGCCACCACCACAGCCUGCGCAACCCCAUCCUGCUAACAACGCUGGAAACAAGGGCACGAAGAGGUCAAUGGAUGAGACAGAGCCCAACACCGAGCCUGCUUCUCAAGCUCCAGCAAUGGCUCCUUCGAGGUCCCAGCACGGUGACCUUACACCAGAGCAACUGACCAAACUAACCCCCACACAACAUACUCAGUACAAGGCACAGUUGCUAAAGGCUCAAGACGCGUCCAACAACAAGAUGCAACAGCAACGUGGACCCUCGCUCAGCCCUGAGGAACUGAAGCAAAGAAUGAUGGACCCGGUAAGGAACAGGCAGUACAAGCAGAUGGCAGAGGAAGUCGAGAAGAGCCUCCCGCCCAGGCCCACCGUGCAAUUGCCCCCGCAGCUACGAUUGCCUCUACAAAGAUCAAUCAAGGAGAACUUUGCACGACUGAAGGGUGUCGAGCAAGCACUGCGUAUAUUCCAUGCCUCCUACGACACCCCCGAGCCCGAACCGGUCAUCCGCCAAAUUAUGCGAUCACGCGCGCUUCUGUUCCAGCAGAUGAACGAGGCCGACGGUACGCUCCACCCUCAGGUCACGUUGACAGUGGACGAGUUCAAGAACCACAUGGGGGCGACGAUCAAGUUUAGCUUCAAGAUCAUGGAGAAGGUGAGGCAGCAAGCGCAGGGUCAGAGUUCGGCUGCUCAGCAGCCCCAGUCCCAGGGUUCGACUGCCCCCGCCCAACUUAAUGCCGCGAAUCUGAAGAUCGUAGAACAACAAAACCGCAACCAGAAGGCUCCUUCUGCGCCCACCACCGACCGACCGCCAUUCGCCAUUGGCGCAGACUCCGGUCACGGCGCAGCGCACUACUUUGAGGGGGCGAGACCGGUCACGAACCUCGUCUUGCCGGAGAAGAAGCGCGCGAAGCUCGAAGCAGGUAGUCAGUCGUCCACUCCUGGGGCCAAAGCCUCUCCACGAAUUGGCUCAGGUGCGAGUAACUCCCCAGAGCUCAGAAGACAGCCACCCCCUGAGAAGCAACUACCACAACGACCGACAUUCCGAUGCAACGAUGCGGGCUGCGAGUACUCUGUACGAGGCUUCGACACCCAGGCUGAACUGGAGACGCACAGCCAGAUCCAUGCCAAGAUUGAGAACCCUCUUCAGUUUGCGCUGGACUCCAUGGCCGACUAUCUUGACGUUGACCAGAAGACGGGCGAAGCAAAGAUCAACCCCAAUGCCGCGAAGCAGGCUCCAAAGCCCGCGCCUGCUGCCCCACGUCCCGCACAAGGUAUCAAAUCUGAUCAAACCCCUGGCGCCUCGCACAAUGCUACCACACCUGCUGGCCAGCAGGCACCGGCCAUGGUGCGCGUGCCAACACAAACAGGUGUCAAGGACUCGCCGUCUGCGAAUCUGCUCAAGACGCCCCAGGCAAUGACCAAGGUGGGCACUCCUGGUUCGGGUGCUCGCGGCAAGGCUACACCGGCCAGUAUUCCCAAGUCAGCACCAAAGGAGCAGCAAGUCGCAGCUCCCGAGCCUGCGGUCAAGGAGGAGGAGCAACAGCCAAUGCUACCCAUGUCACUCCUUGACUACUCCUACGAGGACACUUUUGCAGCUCUCGAUGCCAACCGUCCGUUCACAGUGCUUGAUCUCAAGGAUGAGGACAAUGCCUGGGCGCUCCGCUCGCGACCCGCAUCCCCGUCCACUACACCCGAGUCAUCAGCCAAGGACACGCCAUCCACCCGGCAGUCCGAUAUCUCCGAGAACGACAACCUGCUUAUCAAUCUCGACCUCAAGGACACGGAUAUGCCGGAUGCCUGGGCCGUGGGCAUGUACGGUGAUGCUAUCCCAAUGGACAUGCAGCUCUCCGAGGACCUACAAAGCCUUGGCGUCAUGCUCCCUCCCAUGGACAGCGAAGACAUGAUGCUUUUCCCCGAUUAUGGUCCCGGCACCAUGAUGGAUCUCGAUAUGCUCGAAAAGACAAUGGACACCCUAGGGCUCUAUUCAUGUACCUGCAACGUCUGGAUCUUUUUGUUUUGUUUUGUUUUGCUCGAUACGUGA
This is a messenger RNA of Pyrenophora tritici-repentis Pt-1C-BFP, 4551 nucleotides long. RefSeq names its product Periplasmic protein TonB. NCBI's taxonomy places the organism in Eukaryota, Fungi, Ascomycota, Dothideomycetes, Pleosporales, Pleosporaceae. The record is from RefSeq and is a predicted model, not a curated record.